Molecule: messenger RNA, 963 nt
Organism: Danio aesculapii
Lineage: Eukaryota; Metazoa; Chordata; Actinopteri; Cypriniformes; Danionidae
Gene: plcxd2
Product: phosphatidylinositol-specific phospholipase C, X domain containing 2
Exons: 4
Coding region: 1-963 (320 amino acids)
Biological process (GO): lipid metabolic process
Molecular function (GO): phosphoric diester hydrolase activity
Source: RefSeq, a predicted model, not a curated record
AUGAAGACGCGACCCACAGGAAACACCUCCAAUGCUGACUGGAUGGGCUCCCUGUGCCCUGCCCUUACAUCAAUGCCCCUCAAACACCUGGCGGUUCCUGGCUCUCAUGAUUCCUUUAGUUUCUGGGUGGACGAACACGCUCCAGUCGGUCCAGACCAGAAAGCGUACGUCAAACACCUAGCUGCCAUAUUCCGUUUUUUGGCCAAGAAAGUGAUGAAGAAGUGGUCCAUGACCCAGAACCUGACCUUCAGGGAACAGCUUGAGGGAGGCAUUCGCUAUUUCGACCUGCGCGUGUCCUCCAAACCAGGAGAAGCAGGCCACGAGAUAUACUUCAUACACGGCCUGUUCGGGCACAAAGUACGCGAUGGCCUUAAUGACAUUAACAAUUUUCUCAACAUACACAAGAAAGAGGUUGUUUUUUUAGACUUCAAUCAUCAUUAUGCAAUGGGAGAAGAACACCAUCGUUACCUAAUCAAGAUGUUGCAGGAUGUGUUUGGUCACAAGCUCUGCAGGAUGGAUGUGGUGGAGGACAUCACUCUGAAUUAUCUGUGGGAAAAUAGAUACCAGGUCCUGGUGUUUUACCAUCAUCCAUCUGCUGAGGGCUGUCCUGUGAUGUGGCCUGGUAGUAAAAUCCCUGCACCGUGGGCCAAUACUACAGACACCACCAAACUCAUUCAGUUCCUGGAGACCACACUGGGUGAACGAGCCAAAUACGGCAGCUUUCAUGUGUCGCAGGCUAUUCUAACCCCACGUGUCAAAACCAUCGCCAGGGGCCUGGUACAGGGUCUGAGGAACUACCUGGUGGAGAGGAACCUUCCAACCAUAAUGACCUGGGUUGAAGCACAGAAGCCUGGCAAAGAUGGAGUCAAUAUCAUCACGUCAGACUUUGUAGAACUUGUGGACUUUGCAAACACCGUCAUCAAGUUAAACACCCUCCUCAUUAAGGAUCGGGAUACCACAUGA